Molecule: messenger RNA, 3153 nt
Organism: Parnassius mnemosyne (clouded apollo)
Lineage: Eukaryota; Metazoa; Arthropoda; Insecta; Lepidoptera; Papilionidae
Source: the annotation of a GenBank genome assembly
AUGGUUAAAUGUAUCAAUUGUUCUAAACAUAUUAAUAAGAAAAAUCCUGGACUGCAGUGUUCAAAGUGUGGAAAGUGGCUUCAUGCGUCAUGUGCUAGCAUUUCAAUUGAUCAGCUGACGGCUCUGUCAGCUACGGAAGCUGUGGACUGGAAAUGUAAAGCAUGUGUAGGUUCGCAGAAACCGAAGCGCCUCUCCUAUAUUAUACCAGACCCUGAUGAAGAUGACGGUGAAACAUCUGAAGCAGAGGGAUCCAUUACUGCUGCUUCGGGAAGAACAAUGGACAAUAAAAUGCUGCAACCAGUUCUACAACAAUUACGCACUGAAAUAAGAAAUAUUAUCCGAGAAGAGUUGCAACAAACAUUAAAAUAUUUUUCUGACAAAAUUGAUGAAUACAGUGUAAAAAUUAACAACUACGAGACUCACGUAAAAACGCUUGAAAAACAGUGUAUUGAUCUAAAAAACAACUUAAAAAAUAUUAAUCUUAAAUGUAGCGUACUAGAGAGUAAAAUAAAUCAACUAGAACAAAACCAACUGAUGUGUCAAAUAGAAAUUUGUGGUGUUAAGGAAUUGGCUAACGAAGAUCCGGUAAACAUAGCUAAACAGGUAGCUACCAAGAUGCAGGUAAGCCAAAAUUACAUAAUUAAGGCAUACCGUAAGAGAAAAAAUCGCACUGAGCCUUCAAAUAGGAUAGAACAUUCACCAAUCAUUGUUACGCUGCAAGAUGGAGCACGAGACAUCUGGCUGAAUAAAGCCAAGGAUUUUAAAAUGACAACGACCGAACUAGGACUGCAGGGUAGCGAUAAGGUGUAUUUACGCGAAUCACUAGCACCUGGGAUUGCAUUUUUAUUAUGGAAGACCAAAGAAGCACUUAAAGAUACUUUCAAAUUUAUAUGGUGCAAAAAUGGCACAAUUCUACUACGCAAGGAAGAAAAGGCAAAAAUAAUCUCCAUACGCACUCUCUUUGAGUUAGAAUCAGUUAUGGCCUCGCAAAAUAAACCUAUUAAUUAUGGCGUUCAUCUAAACACUUACCUAAUUGUUUUUAAUUUUACUGCAAUAUUUCGUUCUCGUAUUUUGAAGUCACAUAAUUGGAGAAAUAUGCAGAUUUUUGUGAAAACUUUAACUGGGAAGACAAUUACGUUAGAAGUCGAACCCUCCGAUACUAUUGAAAAUGUUAAAGCGAAAAUACAGGAUAAAGAAGGCAUUCCUCCAGAUCAGCAGAGGCUGAUUUUUGCAGGAAAGCAGUUGGAAGAUGGUCGUACGCUUUCAGAUUAUAAUAUCCAAAAGGAAUCCACACUUCAUCUUGUAUUACGCCUGCGGGGUGGAAUGCAAAUUUUCGUGAAGACACUUACAGGUAAAACAAUUACACUCGAAGUUGAGCCUGCUGAUACCAUUGAAAAUGUAAAGUCUAAAAUACAGGAUAAAGAGGGUAUUCCCCCAGAUCAGCAGAGACUUAUCUUUGCCGGUAAACAACUUGAAGAUGGUCGAACUUUGUCAGACUAUAAUAUCCAGAAAGAAUCUACAUUGCAUCUUGUCUUGCGCCUCAGGGGUGGGAUGCAAAUAUUUGUUAAGACACUAACUGGAAAAACAAUAACUUUGGAAGUGGAACCAUCAGAUACCAUAGAAAAUGUUAAAGCUAAGAUUCAAGAUAAGGAGGGCAUCCCGCCAGAUCAGCAGCGUCUCAUCUUUGCUGGUAAGCAAUUGGAGGAUGGUCGUACCUUGUCUGAUUACAAUAUCCAAAAGGAAUCUACACUUCACCUUGUUCUGCGCCUCAGGGGUGGGAUGCAAAUAUUUGUUAAGACACUAACUGGAAAAACAAUUACUUUGGAAGUGGAACCAUCAGAUACCAUAGAAAAUGUUAAAGCUAAGAUUCAAGAUAAGGAGGGCAUCCCGCCAGAUCAGCAGCGUCUCAUCUUUGCUGGUAAGCAAUUGGAGGAUGGUCGUACCUUGUCUGAUUACAAUAUCCAAAAGGAAUCUACACUUCACCUUGUUCUGCGUCUCAGGGGUGGGAUGCAAAUAUUUGUUAAGACACUAACUGGAAAAACAAUAACCUUGGAAGUGGAACCAUCAGAUACCAUAGAAAAUGUUAAAGCUAAGAUUCAAGAUAAGGAGGGCAUCCCGCCAGAUCAGCAGCGUCUCAUCUUUGCUGGUAAGCAAUUGGAGGAUGGUCGUACCUUGUCUGAUUACAAUAUCCAAAAGGAAUCUACACUUCAUCUUGUUCUGCGCCUCAGGGGUGGGAUGCAAAUAUUUGUUAAGACACUAACUGGAAAAACAAUAACCUUGGAAGUUGAGCCAUCAGAUACCAUAGAGAAUGUAAAAGCCAAGAUUCAGGAUAAAGAGGGUAUUCCACCAGACCAGCAACGUCUCAUUUUUGCCGGUAAACAAUUAGAGGAUGGACGAACUCUUUCAGAUUAUAAUAUACAAAAGGAAUCUACACUUCAUCUUGUUCUGCGCCUCAGGGGUGGGAUGCAAAUAUUUGUUAAGACGCUAACUGGAAAAACAAUAACCUUGGAAGUUGAGCCAUCAGAUACCAUAGAGAAUGUAAAAGCCAAGAUUCAGGAUAAGGAGGGUAUUCCACCAGACCAGCAACGUCUCAUUUUUGCCGGUAAACAAUUAGAGGAUGGACGAACUCUUUCAGAUUAUAAUAUACAAAAGGAAUCUACACUUCAUCUUGUUCUGCGUCUCAGGGGUGGGAUGCAAAUAUUUGUUAAGACACUAACUGGAAAAACAAUAACCUUGGAAGUGGAACCAUCAGAUACCAUAGAAAAUGUUAAAGCUAAGAUUCAAGAUAAGGAGGGCAUCCCGCCAGAUCAGCAGCGUCUCAUCUUUGCUGGCAAGCAAUUGGAGGAUGGUCGUACCUUAUCUGAUUAUAAUAUCCAAAAGGAAUCUACACUUCACCUUGUUCUGCGUCUCAGGGGUGGGAUGCAAAUAUUUGUUAAGACACUAACUGGAAAAACAAUAACCUUGGAAGUGGAACCAUCAGAUACCAUAGAAAAUGUUAAAGCUAAGAUUCAAGAUAAGGAGGGCAUCCCGCCAGAUCAGCAGCGUCUCAUCUUUGCUGGUAAGCAAUUAGAGGAUGGACGAACUCUUUCAGAUUAUAAUAUACAAAAGGAAUCAACUUUGCAUUUGGUUCUUCGUCUUCGCGGUGGGGAUUAA